AUGACCUUGGCUGGCCGAUCUAGUCGAGGAUGUACAACCUGUCGGACAAAGAAGAAGAAGUGUGACCAGAAGCUCCCUUCGUGCGGUCUCUGCCUCAGAACAGGCAGUGUUUGUCCUGGAUAUCGCGACCCUCUCUCCCUCGCCUUCCGUGAUCAGAGAGAAAAAGUUAUCACCAAAGCGAAAACAAUGUAUAGUCAUCCGAGGUCGAAACGCGUGACUAAGCCUAGGACAACGUUAAUAAAUGAGCCAACGGAGAAGCGUCUGGAAAGGCCCUGUGUCGAGACCGAUUUCAAUAGUAACGCUGCCCUAUCCUAUACUGCCAUGGCCUCUAGUCUCAUAGCAGCUUUGCCUUUUCCUUUGGAGGAACAAGCGACGUGCUUCUUCUUUCACCAUUACAUUAUCAUGGAUGAGGAUUACUUGAAAGGUUACAUGUCAUAUCUGCCAACGAUGUUUGUCGACAUCCCACCAAACCCAGCUCUUUACGCCGCAGUGAUAGCGGUGGGAAGCGCUGGAAUUGCAAAUUUCAAGAGGAGCAGCGAUCUAAUGGUAACAACAAGUGACCGCUACUCAACGGCCCUGAGCCUCACCCACAAAUUAUUGGCCGAUCUGCCUAAAUGCUGGAGAUAUUCGACCGCUGUAGCAGUGCUGUUGCUGGCUAUGUAUGAAACUGCAACGUGCGUUUCACCUAGAUCGAUGCUGGCCUGGAGAAGCCACGUCAGUGGAGCUGCCACCUUUCUCCGGAUGGAGAAAGAAGACUGGUGUCAAGGAGUCGGGAUUGAAUUGCUUUAUGAUAUCUGUGAAAAGCUCAUCCUCAAAUGUCUCCAGCACCGCGAAGAUAUACCUCCUGACAUAGUCCACCUAAUCGACCAGGUGCAAAACAACGACUCAAGCCCAAAGCUCUCACUCCAAACCAUUGCAAUGCGGCUGUGCUCACUGCGGGCAUCAACUAGUCGGCAAACAUUCCCUGAUGCAAGGGCCAUCAUUUAUGAGGCAUGGAAGGUUGACGGGGAACUAGCACACUGGGCGAGAUGCCUUCCAGUAGAAUAUAGCUACCACCGUAUAUGCAACAAUCAUUGCUCGGCACAGAUACCGUCCGAGGAUCAUACUUACCCGUGUAUUCUAGUUGCAAAUCUAUGGAAUAAGUAUCGUUGUCUUCGCAUACUCGCUAACGAGAUAAUUCUCGAACAAUUCUCCAUAGGCGAAUGGGUCUACGAUGAGAAACAACGACAUAUGUCUGAAUAUCUCCUGGAUUUGUUCGCGAACCAGAUUUGCUCCGCCGCAUCGCCGUACCUCUCUGAUAAUAAGUCUCCGAGUCAGUCCGGGGCCCUCGGUACUCUCUUACUCUGGCCACUAUAUCUCGUCGCUACCAACUGGGCUGCCUCGCUACCAAUACGGGACUGGGCCAUUUCAAAGUUGAAUGAGAUUGGUGAGUCUAAGGGUAUUUUGCAGGCAUUGUCGAUAGCCAACCUUUUACGAAAGCAAUGGGACAUCACAAUAUGGGAACAAAAACUUCCUAUCUUAAGCGCAGAUUUAGACGAUCAUUGGUGA
This is a messenger RNA of Talaromyces proteolyticus, 1548 nucleotides long. RefSeq lists its product as uncharacterized. The transcript has 4 exons. Lineage: Eukaryota; Fungi; Ascomycota; Eurotiomycetes; Eurotiales; Trichocomaceae. The coding region runs from base 1 to 1548 and encodes 515 amino acids. The record is from RefSeq and is a predicted model, not a curated record. Gene Ontology annotation, molecular function: DNA-binding transcription factor activity, RNA polymerase II-specific; zinc ion binding. Gene Ontology annotation, biological process: regulation of DNA-templated transcription.